AUGGAUAAUAGGGUAACUCUAGUACAGUCGAAACCUAGUACUGUACAAAACAACACAGGAGACAAUGUACACAAUUACAGAAAACAAAGAGUUUGGGGAGCAAUUGGUUACGGUAUAACUUCUAUAGUGUCUGGGGUGGUGGUCGACUGGUUAAGCAAAGGACAAGCUCAUAAAGACUUUAGACCCGGAUUCGUGAUAACAUUAAUAUGCGUAGCCUUCGACAUUUACGUUUCAGCUAAAAUCAAGGUUGAACAAGUUAAAAAAACAGAAACUUUUAGUGGCAAUAUGAAAAGAGUUUUAACUGAUUUUAGAGUAAUCGUAUUUUUAACUGCAACCAUUUCGUUCGGAUUCUUUUAUACCUUAAUUCUGUUUUUUCUUUUCUGGUACCUUGAAGACAUAACCAAUUUAUAUCAUCCUGAAUAUGAACCCUAUAUAAAAACUAUUCAAGGGCUUUCUCAGACUAUUCAAUGUUUUUUAGGUGAAAUACCGUUCUAUUUUGUUUCUAGUUAUAUAAUAAAAAAGGUGGGUCAUAUGAACGUGUUUUCAUUGACGUUUAUCGGUUAUGCAAUCAGAUUUAUUCUUUAUUCGAUUAUUGAAAAUCCGGUGGUUGCUUUGAGCGUUGAAAUACUUCAUGGAAUCACUUUCGCACUACCGUACUCUGCCGGAGUCGCGUAUGCCGCUAAACUGGCUCCAGUUGGUGCAGAAGGGACGAUGCAGGGAUUGGUUGGAAUGGCCAUGAAGGGCAUAGGUAUUUCGAUGGGAAAUUUUGUUGGAGGUUAUGUGAUUAAGAAUUUAGGAAUCAUAGAUGCUUUUAGAAUAUUCGGUAUAGGUUCGCUUAUGGUUUGUAUCGUUAUAUCAAUAACGAAUCUUAUUGUAAACCGGAUGUACAAAACCGAAAAUAAUGUUGUCCAGACUAGUUAAAAUCAUUCGAUAAGGACCUAUUGUUGUAUGGUCAUAAUUA
This is a messenger RNA of Adelges cooleyi (spruce gall adelgid), 961 nucleotides long. Its product is annotated as major facilitator superfamily domain-containing protein 6-A-like. Gene Ontology annotation, cellular component: membrane. Bases 1 to 921 code for a protein of 306 amino acids. The transcript is spliced from 6 exons. The record is from RefSeq and is a predicted model, not a curated record. Lineage: Eukaryota; Metazoa; Arthropoda; Insecta; Hemiptera; Adelgidae.